Molecule: messenger RNA, 837 nt
Organism: Erigeron canadensis
Lineage: Eukaryota; Viridiplantae; Streptophyta; Magnoliopsida; Asterales; Asteraceae
Exons: 2
Coding region: 113-592 (159 amino acids)
Source: RefSeq, a predicted model, not a curated record
GUAGUCUAAUGUAAAAUAUCCCAAACCCCAAAUCCCCUAAACCAAACAUUAGUUCAUUUCUAGGGUUAGGGUUUUGUAUCCAAACCUAAACUUCUCGAUUCAUUCAUCGGCGAUGGCGGAGACAACGGCGGCGGCGGCGGAAAUAAAACCACAACAAAGUGGUGGUGGUGCCGGAGUUGUUAAAAGGAAGCCGGUGUUUUUGAAAGUGAAUGAGCUUAAGCCUGGAACUAACGGCAACAACCUGACCGUUAAAGUGCUGUCUUCCACCACCGUUUUAGAUAAGAAAUCACGCCAUACGUCGUCGUUUAGCAGCCGUUCAGGAGCUGCUCAAACACGUAUCGCUGAGUGUCUUAUUGGUGAUGAAACUGGCACCAUUCUUUUCACUGCUCGUAAUGCCCAAGUUGACUUGAUGAAACCUGAAUCCACAGUAAUUAUCCGUAAUGCAAAGAUCGAUAUGUUUAAAGGGUCAAUGAGACUAGCUGUUGAUAAAUGGGGUCGUAUCGAGGUGACCGAACCUGCAAGCUUCACUGUCAAAGAAGAUAACAACUUGUCACUAGUCGAGUAUGAAUUGGUAAAUGUUGUUGAAGAAUGAUCAACAUUUUCUGGGGGGGAUGGAGUUGGUAUACAAAUGCUUGGCUUUGGGAGUCUGUUUAGUCUUUCUUGUUGAUAUUGUUUAACAUGAAUAGAACUAGUUUAUUGUCUUUCGAAGUGGUUUCUAUGUAAAAGGAUCAAUGUUUUCAAUUCUCUUGAUACCUUAUUAGUCUACGCUUGUAGUGGUUUACUUGGAUGCAAAUGAUAAUUGUGUUAAUAUUCGUUAGUGAUGCUUUCUACCCUUAA